GAUCUUGCCGUACGGUCGAUUACGUGCCCCUCGAAAGCCUUGCUAUGGCAAAGGAAGACAUGUACAAAAACGUGCUUUAUUUACUCAACAUCAUAUACGCUGUGUUCGGUUUAGUGACAGCCGCGACUGGGAUAUGGUUCUUUGUGCAAGUGACCGAGUUCGUCAGUUUGAGGAACACCAACCAUUAUUUGUUGGACUAUAGAGUGUACUGGCCUCAAGUGGCCCCGUGGCUCUUUAUUAUUUUGGGCAUUUUCAUUUUGUGUGUGGCUCUUUGCGGGUGGUGCGGAACACAGAGGGAGAGCCGUGGUCUCCUCGGGAUAUACGCUAUCUUCCUUAUUAUCAUCAUCCUUGGACAAGCCGUCGCAGCUGUUCUCAUCUUCGUGUUCGUCGACGGUGAAUACACCGACACCUUCGUCAAAGACAUUGUUUACGACGGAUACUACAACUCGCAAUCCAACCCUGAUGUGUUCAAAGCCUUCGGAAGGAUCGAACGGAAACUCAAGUGUUGCGGAGCUAAUGACGCUAGAGAUUACAGAAGCUGGAGAAACGACCUGCCUUUGACCUGCUGCUUGGACAGCUACUACAGAGCCACUUGCGAGUUCACGGAUAAGGAAGCCAACGAGAGAUUGGGAUGUGCUAAGGUGGCCGCUGUUUACACUAAGAUCAUCAGUUCAGUAAUCGCCGGAGUGACUCUUCUGAUCGCGCUCUGCGAGAUCGUGAGUCUGAUCCUCGCGUGGAAACUGUUCAACGAGGUAGGGGAAAUAGAACAUUAUAUAACAGAACGAAAGGACGGAGAAACAGAAUGUUAAGCACCAGUAUUCCUACAUCACAACACCGAUUAGCGUCACAAUCCUCCGAUUUCUCGAUUUAUUUGCGCCAUUUACGAUACGAACGCGAACUUCGAUUCGCCUUAGACUAACUUUUCUUUCGCCGCUAAAGUUUCACUGUAGAUCUUCCAAGGCGUUUUAUUGCAUUUGCUUUACUAAAUAAAGUUUCCAUGUUUCCUUGUGCAAAGGAAAACCCCGAAUCUUUAUUUUGCGUCCAGACUCGCUGGAACUUGGAAAUAAGUACGUAAGAUACUUCUAGCUGUAGCUUUUAAGUUGUGCCUUACAUUCCACUGGGUCGCUUCGUCGGGUUCAAUUGGCGUUAAUUUAAUUCGGGAAGAGGAUGAGCCACGCCUAAGGUCAGAGUUCAUAUAAAGACUGCCAUAUCUGGUGAGUGGGCUAAUGUCCUUCUUAACUGAAUGAAUCACAUACCUGCCUGACUCACAUGCCACUCAACUGAAAAGACUUCAUCUUGCUGGCCUCCCACCAAGUGUCGCGUGACGUCUGUAGUUUAAGAUACAUUGCGCGUUGACUUCGCGUCGUGCAAGCGAGUUUGAGCUUGAGCGUCGAUGUAGUAGACCUUAAGAUUUGUUCUCGUAGAUAUUAGAAGGUUGAGAAUGAGAAAAGUGUGGCCUCGAUACAAGUAUGCAGUACCUGAUGGUUUUGACAUCGUGUUAGAGCCACGGUUCUAAGUACACGCAGUGCCCACUGUACAAGUAACAAAAUGUUAAGUAAUUGUGUAUUUAUGUCGUAAUGUAAUGCUUGUGUUCGAUUUGUAUACUCUUAAGUAGGGUCAGUUUAAACAGUUGGCGGCGAAAGUUUUUCAUUUUCAAUUUUGUAUACACGUUUGUAUGAGUACAUAACAUAUAUGGUAUAUUAACUCGUACAUGCGUAUGUGGUAUACACAAAGUAAUAAGUAGGGUUACAUGUAUGUAUAUUUUAUUAAAUGCCUCACUACAUUGUACGUUUAAUUUAUAUAUGUAUUCACUAAUAUAUGUACAUUUUUACAUAUAUUUGCCCCACAAUAUAAAAACCACCGAUUAUAAACAAUAUUCAUAAUAUAUUUACAUAUUAUUUUAUUAUUUUUGUAUUUGUAAGUAUUUUUGUGUGCCCAUGUUAAGUAACACCUUUCUAAUAAGAAAACGUUCAUAUAUCUAUACGUUUCUAUAAAAAUGUAUAUACGGUCAUGACGGUUAUAUAAGUGACUUUCGCUGUCGACUGGUCUGAGCAUGGUUCCCCUCGAUUGGACCACCGAGGUAUGUUAAUUUUUACGCAACCGACCAGGUACAAGCCGAGAUACGCUUAGCGAGACUUGAAUGGCAAAUGGCGCAAUCGCCAUGUACCAAUUCCGCAACAUGUCGUAAGCGUAAGCUGUAUAUAUUUUUUGGAAAUGUCAGAGUGCCA
This is a messenger RNA of Hyposmocoma kahamanoa, 2228 nucleotides long. RefSeq names its product 23 kDa integral membrane protein-like. Gene Ontology annotation, cellular component: membrane. The transcript has a single exon. NCBI's taxonomy places the organism in Eukaryota, Metazoa, Arthropoda, Insecta, Lepidoptera, Cosmopterigidae. The coding region runs from base 45 to 809 and encodes 254 amino acids. The record is from RefSeq and is a predicted model, not a curated record.